Lytechinus variegatus (green sea urchin) is the source of this 4669-nucleotide messenger RNA. Its product is annotated as ubiquitin carboxyl-terminal hydrolase 7-like. Gene Ontology annotation, cellular component: cytosol; nucleus. Gene Ontology annotation, biological process: regulation of protein stability; protein deubiquitination. Lineage: Eukaryota; Metazoa; Echinodermata; Echinoidea; Temnopleuroida; Toxopneustidae. The coding region runs from base 423 to 3773 and encodes 1116 amino acids. The transcript has 33 exons. Gene Ontology annotation, molecular function: cysteine-type deubiquitinase activity; cysteine-type endopeptidase activity; protein binding. The record is from RefSeq and is a predicted model, not a curated record.
UUUGCGACUACACAAUCCAGUCGCGCGCUAACUCCUAUUCAUUUUGUACACACAAAAUAAUCCCAAUUUACUUUGUACAGAGAAAAUUCAUUCAUCAUGCAUUGAAUGGAGCUAGUGCGGCUGCAUACACCUUGUGAUACCACCACUGUGAUGCGGUUGGAUUUCUCAUUUUCCGACACGGAUUGACUCCUCAAAAUCUGUUAUUUUGGCUUGUCGUGUAGGAGGGAGACCCCUGCCAGCAGGGGAAAUCAGCCGAGAUUGGGCGGAUCGCAAGUAAGCACGUGAAGGUGCCUCCAACGUCCCGAAAAGCACCCUCGUCGCAGGGCAGUGACAAGGGGUCAGAUUCGGCGACGUCGGUCGUGGAAUUGAGAGAGUCCGAGAAGAAAAAAUCGAAGAAGACGAACAAGAGUCCCUCAGGCACGAUGAACCACUACCCCAGCAACGAACGACCUCAGAGUGAGACGGAGGAGAUGGAUACCCAGGAGGCACCGAAUGACAAUAUCCCUACCAAAGAAGAAACGUCCCCCACCCAACCCCUCGGGGAUGAUGUGGAUACAGGAGGUGGUGGUGGGAGAGAAGAGAACCCUGUUAUUAUGAAUGGGGAACUGACCACUGAACCAGGGUCAGAGGAUCAAGACCAAGGAGAAAAGAUGGAAGAAGAUGGUAGUCGUUCAGAGGCCACUUUCUGCCACACAGUAUACAACAUCAGUAAGCUGAAGGAGACUUCACUCAGUCCACCGAUCACUGUCAGGAAUUUGCCAUGGAAAAUCAUGGCAAUGCCCCGUACUAGUCAUAACAGUGCUGAGCGCAGCUCCCGAAGUUUGGGUUUCUUCUUACAGUGCAAUGCAGAAUCAGAUUCACAAACAUGGUCGUGUCAAGCGACGGCGGAACUUCGGCUUCUGAAUCAAACAGGAGGACAAUCCCAUGUGAAAAAAAUCUCCCAUCUUUUCUACAGCAAAGAAAAUGACUGGGGUUUCAGUCAUUUUAUGGCAUGGAGUGACUUGUUGGAUCCAGAGAAGGGGUAUGUGAAAGACGAUGCCAUUACGUUAGAAGUUCAUGUUGUGGCCGACGCCCCUCACGGUGUCAGCUGGGACUCUAAGAAGUUAACUGGGUAUGUUGGUCUGAAGAAUCAAGGAGCCACAUGUUAUAUGAACUCAUUGCUUCAAUGUCUCUUCUUCACUAAUGAACUCAGAAAGGCUGUGUACCUUAUGCCAACGGAAAGUGACGACUCGUCAAAGAGCGUUCCUCUAGCGUUGCAGAGGGUAUUCUAUGAGUUACAGCACAGUGAUAAACCAGUCAGUACCAAGAAACUUACCAAGUCAUUCGGAUGGGAGACACUAGACUCAUUCAUGCAACAUGAUGUACAGGAACUUUGCAGAGUGCUUCUGGAUAACAUUGAGAGCAAAAUGAAGAGUACGGUUGUCGAGGGAAUCAUUCCAAAACUCUUUGAAGGCAAAAUGAUUUCAUAUAUCAAAUGUAAGCACAUCACAUAUGAAUCAGGGAGAACUGAGCCAUUCUAUGACAUCCAGCUCAACAUCAAAGGCAAGAAAAAUGUAUAUGAAUCCUUCAAAGAUUACAUUGCCACGGAAACAAUGGAUGGAGAAAACAAAUAUGAUGCAGGAGAACACGGCAUGCAGGAGGCUGAGAAGGGAGUAAUCUUCACCAAGUUUCCACCGGUAUUACAUUUGCAGCUGAUGAGGUUUCAGUAUGAUCCACAGACAGACUCCAAUGUCAAAAUCAAUGACAGGUACGAGUUUCCUUUCAAGCUGAACCUGGAUAACUUCAUGAAGGAACAGGAGGAGACUCCGGCCGAAUACACGCUGCAUUCUGUGCUGGUUCACAGUGGGGAUAACCAUGGCGGGCAUUAUGUAGGCUUCAUUAAUCCACAAGGAGAUGGCAAGUGGUGUAAAUUUGAUGAUGACGUCGUCUCCAGGUGUACCAAAAUGGAAGCAAUAGACAACAACUUUGGUGGUCAUGAUGAGGACAUCUCAGUCAGAAAUUGUACAAAUGCAUAUAUGUUGGUGUACAUACGAGAUAGCUGUAUGAAUGAAGUAUUGAAGGAUUUACAUGAUGAUCAUAUUCCAGAGACACUCAAGAGGAGGUUACAGGAAGAAAAGAAAUUAGAAGCACAAAGGAGAAAAGAGAGGACAGAGGCACACUUGUACAUGACGGUUCAAGUGGUCACUGAAGAUCAAUUCUACGGUCAUCAAGGAAAUGAUCUCUUUGACUUUGACAGAAUACGAUUCAAAGAGUUUAAGAUAAUGAAGUCAGCGAGCCUUGCAGAUGGGUUAGACAUGUUAUCUCAAUCAAUGGGUUUCCGGCCUGAUCAGAUCAGGAUCUGGCCUUUCUCACAAAGGACCAAUCACACGUAUAGGCCUACGUUACUAGAGAAUGAUGAUCCAGUCAAACAGAUGAAUGAAGUAGCCGAUGGAGAUAGUGUAUGGACAGUAUUCCUAGAGACACAGGAUCCUGAAGCACAUCAAGUCUGUUUACCGUCAUUUGACAGAGAAAGUGAUGUUCUUCUGUUUCUGAAGCUUUAUGAUCCCAAGACAAAGAGUCUUUCAUUCUGUGGACAUGUUUAUGUCCCUAUCACAACGAAAAUACAGGCACUGGUUCCAUUAAUGAAUGAGAGAGCAGGCUUCCCAGAGUCAACGGAACUCAUUCUAUAUGAGGAAGUGAAACCUAAUCUAACAGAGAAAAUUGAAGACCUGAGUCAACAGAUGGACAAAGGUUUAGAUGAGCUCAUGGAUGGUGAUAUUCUUGUAUUCCAAAGGGAUGAUCCCGAAAAGAUGCAAUAUGACCUGCCGACAGCCAAAGACUACUUCCGGGACCUCUUCUGCCGGGAGGAGGUGACGUUCUGUGACAAGACCAACCCUCGAGAUCCUGGUUUCACGUUGAUACUCUCCAACAAGAUGAACUACUUCCAGUUUGCCAAGGCAGUAGCUCAACAUCUAGACACGGAUGUGAUGUUACUUCAGUUCUUCAAGGGUCAAGGUCACAGAGAUGGGCCUGGUCAUCCUCUAAGAUGUACAUUUGAAGGUUCAUUACGAGAUCUCUUACCGCCCACCAAGUCAAGACAACCUAGGAAACUCUACUAUCAGAUGUUAAAUAUCAAGAUAGAUGAGCUAGAGAAUAAGAGACAAUUCAAGUGUAUAUGGGUCACAGAUAAACUCAAAGAGAUGGAGGUUGUACUAUAUCCUAACAAGACAGACACAGUCAGAGACAUGUUAGAAGAGGCUAAGAAACAUGUACAACUUGCAGAAAAUGGAACUGGAAAACUUAGGUUAUUAGAUAUCAUCAGUAACAAAGUCUUCCAGCAGUUUGCAGAAGAUACACCUAUAGAGAACCUAGCCUUGCAGGGAAACAAGAUGUUCAGAUUAGAAGAAAUUCCUCAAGACCAAUACAAGUUAAGUGAUGAUGAAAUGAUAGUAUGUGUAGCUCACUUCCAGAAGGACCUUUACAACACAUUUGGUACACCAUUCUUUGUAAGGUUAAGAGAGGGUGAAGCAUUCUCUAAUGUCAAAGAGAGGAUACGAGAGCAACUAGACGUCUCCGAGAAGGAGAUUGAAAAGAUCAAGUUUGCAAUAGUAAUGAUGGGUAGACAGACAUACAUCGGGGAAGAGCAAGAGUACUCAGUACGACUGAAAGACUUCCAGCCACAGGGACAUGCAACUAACCCCCAACCCAGGCCAUGGCUUGGCCUUGACCAUGUCAACAAGAACAAGAGACCACGGUACAACUAUGUGGAAAAACCCAUCAAGAUCUUGAACUGACAAACACUUCUAGACCCAGCCAUACCAAUGCUGGACCUCAAGACUCUUAGAAUUUACAUAGAUAUAAAUAUUAAUGGGCAUAUCAUGAUGGACGUUUCGUUGAACGGAAGAAGACAGAAAAAAGAUGGAUGGAUAGAUGGAUUAGUAAACAGAGGAGCCAGCGAAGGAGGAUUUGAAAACCAAAGAGCUUCAAGCUGCCAACGGAGGAUUCUGCAAGUGCUACGCAGGAGGAUCUGAUGCACCUUAAGUACAUGCGCACACCAAACAUGGUCCAGGCCAUUGUCUGGGGCUUAUUCCUACAUACCGGUUCUUUAAAAAUGGUGGAAAUGAAAUGUUCCUUCAAUUGUUUCAAUGGAACUUUUCACACCAAACACACCCCAUGUUAUGGUUUCCAAAUCAUUGGUCUUUUAUACUUAAGGGUGUUGAAUACCAUGACCCGGACCAGAUUUGGUGCGAAGGAGCAUUUAUCUCAAGCAAUGAUGUUUAAGACCCUGAAACCCAAGUGAUAGCUUUCACAGAUCCAACUUAUCUUUCAGAAAAUGUCACCUUAUGCCAUUCUCCUCUCAUUUAAAUUAUUCAUGACCUUCAUUGGGGAAAAUUUUAGUCUAGGUAAAGAAAAGAAUGCAAUGGUUUACAUGGAAGGAUAAACACUUAAAUUAUUCCUUCGAGUAAUGUGGCUUUUCCUUUUAAUGUUAUUUAUGGUUUAUGUUCACCUCAGAGGUCUUUGUUUUUAACUUUGAUCAUGGGUUAACUAGAGGUAGCCAAGUCCGUGAACACUUUUUAUAUUGUAUAUUUUUGUUUCUUCACUGUAUGCUUUUUUUUCAUAUCUAAAUUGUUGAGGACAUUAUUUUAGUUUGUCAUUCUUAGACAGCCAUCAAUAAUUGAGUACCCAAACU